CUAAGUUCGCUUUAUAAAAUUUAUUUGCUACGUCCCCAAUUUAUAUUUCAAUUGACGUGUACCUAACCUAUUGUUUAAGUAAUUAUUAAGCAGAUUAUCACAAAUUAUAAUGGUCGAAAUGGCUUCAAAAAAAGAUCAGAAGGAUGAGCCGAUAAAAAUAAACAAAUGGGACGGAGCAGCUGUGAAAAACGCACUGGAUGAUGCUGUUAAAGAAGUUCUAACUAAAAAAUACAAUUACAUUGAAAAUUUCACCCUGCUUGACAUCCGUCUAGCUAUUUGUGGUAUUGCUGUUGGAGUUGCUGGAGUUGCGCUCUUCUGGGACUGGUUCCAUCCUUUCCCGGCGUCGAGACAUGUCUUGGUGAUGGGAGUUUCUGCUUACUUCGUUCUGAUGACUAUUCUUCAUAUUUACACAACUUACAAAGAAAAAGGAAUAUUUGUCGUUGCUGUUCAAAGAGAUCCAGCUGGUUUUGACCCAGACUACGUCUGGGAAGCGAGCUCGUACCUGAAGAAGUACGAUGACAAGUACAACUUAACCUUUUCUGUGAAAAAUGAGGCUACUGGUGCAGUAAAUGAGGCUACAGUGAUCAAGUCCGUCGCAAAUUUCAUCGACGUCAACGGGGUGGUGUGUCUCGACCUCGUGGACAACUUCAUAGCUAGUUUACACGACAGCCUGGUGGCUCAGCGCAAAGACAAGUAGCCACUCACUGAUAAUUGAUUAUUCAUACGCAUUUAAUUUUAAUUCUUAAAAUAAAAAAUUUAUUAUACAUAAUUCAAUAAUAAUCAGUAAUUUGUAUAAAGAUUUAUUUUUUUUUGUUUACAUUUAUAUCUGAAACCUACUACUAUUUAAAAAUACUUAUAAUUAUAAUAAAAAUAUCUAGCGGAAAUGAUA
Molecule: messenger RNA, 889 nt
Organism: Cotesia glomerata
Lineage: Eukaryota; Metazoa; Arthropoda; Insecta; Hymenoptera; Braconidae
Gene: Spase25
Product: probable signal peptidase complex subunit 2
Exons: 3
Coding region: 110-697 (195 amino acids)
Biological process (GO): protein targeting to ER
Cellular component (GO): membrane; signal peptidase complex
Source: RefSeq, a predicted model, not a curated record